GUUGCGCAAGUCUGGAAACCCCAAUUGCGCUCUGUUAUUCUGUACAGAUUGCUUUAAUAAACAACAAUAGCAGUCAUCACAUUCGUGUUGUAAUUAUGAGUGAAAGCGUGAACUUUACCGAGGGAGAGUUUUAUGAGGUGCAUUUUGACUCACGUGCAUAUGUUAAGAAUUUCUAUUCUUGCCCUCGCGGUCACUCUGACGAGAAAGAUUUCCUUACUUUCGUUUUGAGAAGCCUUAGCAGAGUUUUCUCAACAGGAGAACAUAAAGGCCAGCUGCUGAUUGAGGUUGGCAGCGGACCAAAUAUCCACAGCGUCUUGAGCGCGUGCGAACAUUAUGACGAGAUUGUCUUGUCUGAUUUCGCCGAUAAUAAUCGAAGAGAAAUCGAAAAAUGGUUGAAAAAUCAAGAAGGCUGUUUAGACUGGACACCUAUUUUACAGCACGUCUGUGAACUGGAUGGGAAAAGCCCGUCUGAUUUGGAGGCUUUACUGAGGCAACGAAUCCAAAAGGUUUUAAAAUGUGAUGUCCGGUUAGAGAAUCCGUUCUAUCCGCACACAUUGGAUGCAGCUGACUGUGUCAUUACAUCCCUGUGCCUGGAAGGAGCAUGUAAAGACAUUCAGGUAUACCGUCACGCUUUACAUGGGCUGAGCAAGCUCCUGCGUCCUGGUGGACUUCUCGUCAUGAUAGGUGUUUUGGGUGAAACCUUCUACAAGGUGAAUGAACAGUCCUUUUCCUGUCUUAAAUUGAGUCAGUGUGAUAUUGAGGAAGCACUCGGAGGUGCAGGCUUCUCCAUCCAUGAGUUUAAUAUACUGCCUCCAGAAGACCCCAAAAGCAACUCUGUGUCUGACUUUGAGGCUGUUUUUCAUCUUGUGGCAAACAAAUCUUCUGAAUUACAGACCAAAUAGAGAAACUAACAAAACGCAACAAAAUCAGCGAAAAUCAUUCCCCGGCAGCCAUUUCUUGAAAAAGUUGGCUGCCAGCAUUUUUUGUGAUUUUCACAAAAGUUUCACAAAAUGCCUUCCAGGAAAUUUUUCUUUUAAGAAUAUAUAAACAUACAAAUAUAUCAAAUGAAAGAACAGACCCUCUGCUUUCAAACAAACGGGUCAUUCUACGGAAAUGUCAAUUUUUCUGUCCCUACAGAAAUAUUACACUUGAAACACCCUUUAGGGUUACAAUUUUUUAUAUUUUAAAAUGAAACUGUUAUUUGAACAAUUACACUUUCUUGAGCCAUCAAUGUAGCAAUAUUUGAUUUGUAUUAAUUAAUUAGAAUUCCAAGCACCAUAGAAGUGCUCUUCCCCACAGUCAUGUACAGAGGGAAAAUGCUUUAUUUUGAGAUCAAGAACAGUCUUUUCUUCCAUUUAAAAUACAAUAAUGUGUCCAUUACUAUCAAAUAUAUGAUGUAAAUUACAUUAAAAGACAAAAUGCUAAAUAAAAUAUAAAGAAAGUAGUGGUCCCCUGGAGUUGUGUCACUGGUGUUACCGUUUAACAAAAAAAAAAUCAAAAUCACACUGAUGACAUCACUUGACUUCCUUCUUUCAAUUUCCUGGAGAUCUAUGAAGAGACGCCCACAUAAGUCCACUGUCUCUUUUCAGUUAUCAGAAAUCUUCUCAUUUAUCUCAUGAUUUCAUAUGAAGCUUUUAGUUACUGGUAUGACCUCCCUUAUUGUUUGGGAAUUGCAAAAAACUAGAAUACAAAUGGAUUAAACUACUUAAUUUAGUGAAUAUACAAUGAUUGUCAACAUGUGGUUUGAUACUUUGCAGCAGAAAUUUAGUAAAAUGCAGUUUUCAUGAAAAUUGUCACUGGUGUUACUGUCACCGGUGUUACCUUCCUUAUGGGUAACAGCAGUGAAGAUCAGUAACACCAGUGACUGGUGAUUUGUUGUGUCACUGGUGUUACUGUGUUUUUUUUCUUUCACAUUAAAUACUGUGACAUAAUGAUAAUUUUUAAUUCAUUGAAUUCUGCUACACAUUAAGCUUUAACACCUUCAUAAACGCCUUUUAAUUUUGCUAAAGAAGUAAGCUAACACCAGUGACAAAAAAGGUCUAUGCAGUCUUGGAGUACAUGCACAAAAAAUAAAAAAAUCAUUAAGCUGUCAUUUAUGUGUACUUAUAAAGUCAAAGAGUAAUCUAAUAAUGUGGUCUAGGUUUAAAUGUUAGAAAAAGAAAUACAUUUUAAGACAUCUUGCCUUGCCAAAAGUGGACGUUUCUGUAGAAUGACUCAAACAUUAAACAAAACGGGGAAAAAACUUUUAAUCCUAUCUAUAUUUUUUUCUAUGCUUAUAAACUCUUAAAAAUGUGUAUUUUUCUUAAAAAAGUAUUUAUAAUUGCUUUUUUGUGAAGGAAUUUUGUUAGAGAUCAGAGAAUGAUUAUCAAAACAUACACAGAGUUUAAAAUUAGUAAAUAACGUUUCGGCUUCAGUUUUUCAUAAAUUGGGUGAGUGAAAACUUGUCAGUGUCAGGGAAAGAGUUAAAUCACAUUAUUAAGUGGCCACUAGAUCAGAUAAGUUUUACUGGAUUGAAAAUGGUUUUAGGUGGUGGCGACAAACUUUUCCAUUCACACAGUUAAAAAGUAGGGUACCCACCCUUAUGAAUUGCAAUCCCAAAGAUCUUUAACUAUUUAAUAUGUAAAAAUGCCACCGGUAAAACCAAAGAAGAUAUCAUAUCAAUAUCAAAAAGUAAAAUAAUACUGUUUAUUUUAACUAACAGUCUAAUUUUUACCAUAUACAAGAAAUAAUUUAGCAGCUAGUUAAAGGGAUAGUUCGUCCAAAAAUUUAAAUUCUGUCAUUUUCUCACUCUCAUGUUUUUACAAACCUGUAUAAAUUUCUUUGUUCUGAUGAACACGAAGGAAGAUAUUUUGAGGAAUGUUUGUAACCAAACCGUUGAUGGGC
Messenger RNA from Paramisgurnus dabryanus, 2883 nucleotides. Its product is annotated as nicotinamide N-methyltransferase-like. Gene Ontology annotation, cellular component: cytosol. The record is from RefSeq and is a predicted model, not a curated record. NCBI's taxonomy places the organism in Eukaryota, Metazoa, Chordata, Actinopteri, Cypriniformes, Cobitidae. Gene Ontology annotation, molecular function: N-methyltransferase activity.